GAAAUCUCCACUUCUUCGACUUUAUCAGCAAGCAUGCCCCGGAAUGAGAAAUUGAUCUACCUUGGCAAAGUGCAGACAGAAUACCGAACAUUAACCAGCUCGAUAGAGAAUUACUUAUAAAUGCAAUGAGCUGUACGGUCGCGAAAGAUAUCUUGGUCGUCCUCUCACCCCUGUUUGUCAGAUUUUUCGUUACUCGUUUUAGCAAUCCAAAUAUUCAAUAAUGAAGUUCACCGCCACCUCAAUUGCCGCUCUCUCACUGGCCCUCACAACCACUGCCAUUCCGAAUAGAGCUCCACGAUCUGAGAAUGAAAAAGGUGCGCUUCAACACUGGCCAGUUGAAGCAGCCAAAGCCCUCAAUCAGAUGAUCUCCAAAAAUGCCAAUCAAUCAAAUUACGCCGUGUUCGACGCGGAUAAUACCAGCUGGCGCUACGACAUCGAAGAAAGCUCUAUUCCAUAUCUCGAAAACAAAGGAAUCCUCUCCCGUGAAACCAUGGAUCCCUCACUGCAACUUAUCCCCUUUAAAGAUACUGAGACUUACAAAGAGACCCUGUAUAGUUAUUAUCUGAGACUAUGCGCGAUGGACUCAUUGAUUUGCUACCCGUGGGCAGCCCAGAUCUACGCGGGGUUGACGUUGAGAGUUGUGAAGGAGCAUAUUGACACGAUGCUGGCUGAAAAUGAGAAUAUUCCAGUUAUUUAUUGGGGGGAGGGAGAUUUCCUUUACCUCAAGUAUAUCGAUCCUGCGAAGGUUUUUACCGGCCAAGUUGAGCUCUUCAAUGAGCUUCAACGAAACGGGAUUGAUGUGUGGGUUGUCAGUGCGUCAAAUGAGGAGAUUGUAAGAUUCGUCAUGUCGGAUCCAAAAUAUGGAUACAACGUCAAGCCAGAGCGUGUCCUGGGAGUUUCGACCAUGAUGAGACUGCCGGAUGGAAAUCUCACCACUUCUCGCAAACAGAUUCAGGAGGUUAGAUCUUUCUGAAGAAUAAUAAUAUAAGUUUCAAUAGUACUAAUAUCUUGAGUAGGGGACCUAUAAUCAGACUGCCAAUUUGGAUUUGCAAUUCGGGUCUUAUCUUUGGACGCCGGCUACUUGGUACGCCGGGAAAUGGGCUGCGGUUACUACUUAUAUCGAUGCGUGGAAGAAACCUGUGCUCGCGGCGGGUGAUACUCCGGGUAGUGAUACUUAUAUGCAUUUCAACGUCGAUAUUGAGAAGGGAGGUAUUCAUCUGUGGGUCAAUGGAACAGAAGAAAAGAUGGAAAAACUCCAGCGCUUGAUCGAUGAUGCUGUCAAAGGACAGAAGGCGAACAAUCUCCCAAUUACCGCUGACAAGAACUGGGUUGUGGUGAAACCUGAAGAUAUUGCUUAG
Hymenoscyphus albidus is the source of this 1358-nucleotide messenger RNA. Lineage: Eukaryota; Fungi; Ascomycota; Leotiomycetes; Helotiales; Helotiaceae. The record is from the annotation of a GenBank genome assembly.